AUGUGCGCCAGAACUCGCUCCUUCUUGUUGAAAGUCCCCCUCUGUAUUUCCCAUCUAUCUAUCUAUCUAUCUAUCUAUCUAUCUAUCUAUCUAUCUAUCUAUCUAUCUAUCUAUCUCAGUCUGUUUCUAUCUAUCUCAGUCUGUUUCUAUCUAUCUAUCUAUCUAUCUAUCUAUCUAUCUAUCUAUCUAUCUAUCUAUCUAUCUAUCUAUCUAUCUCAGUCUGUUUCUAUCUAUCUAUCUAUCUAUAUCUAUCUCAGUCUGUUUCUAUCUAUCUCAGAUGUUUGUUUAUCUAUCUAUCUAUCUAUCUAUCUAUCUAUCUAUCUAUCUAUCUAUCUCACUUUGUUCAUAUCUCCUCCUUUCUCUUUAUCUAUCUAUCUAGCUUACAGCCAUAUCACAUUGAAAAAUGGCUUCUCUAUCUAUCUAUCUAUCUAUCUAUCUAUCUAUCUAUCUAUCUAUCUAUCUAUCUAUCUCAGUCUCUUUACAAUCUAUCUAUCUAUCUAUCUAUCUAUCUAUCUAUUCGAAUUCGUUAAUUUCCCUUCUCUCUCUAUCUCUCUGUCUCGGUAUCCCUCCUUGUCUCUCUUUAUGAAAAAAGAAUAA
Molecule: messenger RNA, 597 nt
Organism: Acanthosepion pharaonis
Lineage: Eukaryota; Metazoa; Mollusca; Cephalopoda; Sepiida; Sepiidae
Source: the annotation of a GenBank genome assembly